Messenger RNA from Lampris incognitus (smalleye Pacific opah), 2066 nucleotides. It is a transcript of the gene tmem53, whose product is annotated as transmembrane protein 53. Lineage: Eukaryota; Metazoa; Chordata; Actinopteri; Lampriformes; Lampridae. The transcript is spliced from 3 exons. Bases 133 to 993 code for a protein of 286 amino acids. The record is from RefSeq and is a predicted model, not a curated record.
ACUAGGGGGGAAGCUGUCUUUCUGUUCGUUUAUCUGCUUGGUUAAUUUAACCUUACCCAACUUUACCCAUCUCACAACAGUCAAAUGAGCCGCACAGAAAAGGACUAUAGUUGAUAUAACCGUAUAACAGAAAUGGCAGAAAAUGAAAUAGACUACAACAUUGUAUUUCCAGAUGCAGUGACAUCGGAGACUCACUGGCGGGGGACAAAGGAGCCAGUUGUCAUCCUCCUGGGUUGGGCUGGCAGCAAAGACAAACACCUCUCCAAAUACAGCUCCAUCUACAACGAACAGGGGUGUGUUACGAUACGCUACACGGCCCCAUUGAAGACAGUCUUCAUAUCAGAGACUUUUGGCUACAAAGAGCUGAGUAGCAUAGCCCUCAAGCUGGUGGAACUCUUGUAUGAUUACGAAGUGGAGAACAGCCCUAUAUUCUUUCAUAUAUUCAGUAAUGGAGGAUUCAUGCUGUACCGUUACAUUGUAGAGCUUUUGCAGAGUGACAAACAGUUCAACUCUCUGCAUGUGAUUGGAGCAGUAGUGGACAGUGCUCCUGGUAGUGGAAAUGUUCGCGGGGCCCUGCGGGCACUGACAACUGUCCUGGGGCCAAACAUUAACUGGGUUCUGAGAUUCAUUCUGCUAGCCCUUUUUGCAGUGACUGUUUUCCUUCUGCGAGUGGUGAUGUACCCUGUGACAAAAUACAUCCAUAAAAACCACUAUGACACCCUGCGGGAGAAACCGGCCACCUGGCCCCAGCUCUACCUCUACUCCAGAGCUGACCAGGUAAUCAGGUACAUGGAUAUAGAGCUUAUGGUGGAGACCUUAAAACAGAAAGGGGUCCCUGUGGAUAGUUUUGACUUUGAGUCAACCAGCCACGUCAGCCAUUUCCGAGAUUUUCCAGAGCAGUACACUCAGAGGUGUCGCAGUUUUCUGGUUGCCUGCGUGAAGGACUUACAUGGUACUGAGACCAAAAAGAGGCACCCUGUUCACAAACUGUGAAACCAUUGAAAUGGGUAAAUUUAGGACACACAAUUGCAAGAUAAUGACAAAAUUUAGCCACAUUCAAGCAGCUCUGUUCAAAUUUAAACAAUUGGGUUAAAAAAAAAAGAAUUGCGUAUUUUGAUCAUAGGUCGACAAAGUAUGGCGAAGGUCUGAACCAGACCUUUGCAGUGCAAAAUUGCCUACAAAGGGAACUUUGCACUGCAUUAAGGGAAGGUCUUGGCAGUGUUUUAGUGACCUAAAGCAACUUAAGGGUCUGUUUCGAAUAUGUGCCCUUGUCCUAUAUUCAUUAACAAAUUUGUAGCUCUCUUUAUAAGGCUUAAUCCAAGUCUUUAAAAUAAAAACAGACCCAUGAUGCACUGCAUCUUUGUUGCUGUAAAAAUGUGAGGCAAAAGGUAUAACCUUACCUAUGGAUAUCCAGCCAUCCAUUUUCCAAGCUGCGUAUCCUAAAUAGGGUUGCAGGGUGCUGGAGCCCAUCCCAGUGCUCAUUGGGCAGAAGGCAGGGAAACACCCUUGGCAUGUCGCCAGUCCAUCGCAGACCUAUUUAUGUAUUUGCAAAACUAAUAUAAAACAUUGUAAGAACAAUACUUUAGUUGUACACUGGAGUUGUUAGAUUAUACAAAUUGAGCUAAUAUAGAUUUGACAAUUGCUGUGAAAUGUGAUUGAAUGUAAGCUAGUUGUUAAUCUAAAACUGAUGGCGCUGGGUACAGAAAACAAAACAGGUGUGUUUCUGAUAAAGGGAUCUCAAAUUUGUAUAGUGUAACUUUUUUAAUAAAAUAAGUGCAAUCUUAUUCUAAUAAUAGUAAACCAAUGUCAUGCACAUGUUAUUGAAUAAAUUGUUUAAUAGGAUUUAUUUCAAGAUGUGAAACGGUUGUGAAAAAUUAUUGCCUCAUGAGCACUAGCAGUUUAAGUUUUGGACCUUUUGGCUAAAGACUGGUUAACAAUACCCAGCCCUUUCAUGGAAUAGGCAAUUAAUUUAAUUUGAGGAUAAAUGUAAAUGACAAUGAAUGUACAUGUCCUGAUCAAACUAAUGUGUUCUUUUUAAAUAAUGUGCCUUCAAUAAAUGUGAAUAA